GCCAAUCAGAUGUUGUUAAUCUGCGGCCCGCCUGGACGCGGGCGGUGAGGUGACCUAAUACGGCUACAGCCCAGCCUCUGAAUCGCCUGGCACGUCUGGGGCAGAAAGACUAAGAGCAGCUUUGUCCAAGAGUCAAAAUCUGUUAAACCUCCAGUCAAUCUCCUUGAACGUUGACGUGACCAAGUUUACGGCGCUUUGGAUUGCAUCGUCUACUUUUACACUUUACCAUUUUUGUUUCUUUGUUUACCUACUAUCGCCUUCGUUGCAUCGGCCACGAUUGGGCAAACACGCCUGCGUUGGGAAGAUUACGUUCGCGCUUCUCCUCAGCAUAGCCAAGCACUCACAUUUACGGCAUACACGCUUACCGACGGCGCAUAACCUACGAAAGAAUACUAUUAUACUCCAUCAAACAUGGCUACGAGCGGUGCCGCGGUGCCUUCAGGCUCAGGUGCCGACCGACGAUCUCCUGCUCCUGCAUCCCAGUCCAAGAGGGAUCGCAAGCGUCAAGCUCUAAUGGAGCGCCUCACAAUGAUGAGUGACAAGCUGAAGCAGGAGCAGGAUCUCACCUACCGUGAUCAGCUGCAAAAGAUUCAAUUUGAACUCAAUCUUGUUCAACGCUUCGACCCAUACGACCCGAGCGCUCUGGACAUCGCCGCCGACUUGCGCACUGAACACGAGAAAGUCCUCGGCCCACUUGUCAACGCGGAUAAUGCUAGAAGUAUGAUUGAUAUGGCUGGAAUUCGGUUCCCCGAGUUUUUGGACGAUCUUGAGGAUUUGAUUGAACUCCGUGACUUCCAGCUUGCACAGUCAAAGAACGAAUACGAGCGAAAAGUGCAGGAAUACAAGAACACGCACGCAUAUAAAGUCGAAACUGCUAGACGGGAACACCGAGCCCUGACCAACACGCUGCGCGAUCGAUUGAUCAACACCCUUACGAACAAGAAGAACCGCCUUAAUAGGGAGAAGGAAGUCCUAGAAAUCAACGACUCUAAUGCGUUGCUUCUGAACCCGAACCAAUUUAGUCUCACGAACCCUGGCAGCCCUGGAGGUGCUCAUGGCAAGCGUGCUACUCGCUUACGCAAGGACGCGGAAGAGCUUUCCAUGUUUCCUGACGGCAAGAAGCGCAAGCGCAACACUGGCGAAGAUGAGUCCUCAUCUGCUCAAUCAAAGCGUGGCCUCGAUCCCAACAGCACGACGCCGCUAUGGCAGUCCGAGAAAGCCCGUACGGCGGCCAAGCAGAAUGGCCCUAUCUACACAAUCGACAAGCUCUUCACUGACAAGGAGUUGUCGCUGCACUACAACACAGCCGCUUUGGCAGCCCAUAGAUUCAUUCUGCGGAACAAAGCUAAUGGCACAGCGGUGCUCCCCGAGGACAGCGAUUCCAACAAUGGCGACGAGGGUGAUUCGGAAUCCGUGCCGUCGGCCCCAGCCAUGGAGCGCAACGCUUCGCAUGCGACACGAAGCACACGCGGUAUCCCAACACAGAACCUUGUAGAGGACAAGAUCCUUGGCAUUGAAGGUAUUGCGAACUUUGAGCUGCCGGCAAACCUCGACAUGAUCCACGCCCAGGAGCCACCCAAAAUGCCGCCACCUGUCCCUCAGCAGUAUCUGAAGCCAUACCCCCGUACAGCCGACCAGAACUUCCCCGUUGCUCUAUCUCAGGACGAUAUCGUCUCCGAUCUGUCUGUUAUUGGUUUCUUCAAGCAGUAUGACCAGACGCACAAGCCAGGCGCGCACCUGGAUGCCCCCAGCGGUCUCCGCAAAGUUCUUGAGGCUGUUGCGGUGCCGUACCACCAAAGCAAAUACGUUGCCUUUACCGGUGCUCCUCGUGACGACCCCGAGAAUGUGGCCGACGCUCUGGGUCUCCCAACUACAAGCAAUCUAAGAGAUGAGGUCACCCCUCCUCGCUCCGGCCCCGGCGGUGCAUCGUACUCUUCUGCAUCAGUGCCCAUGAGCCGCCAGAGCAGCACAGGUGGUAGACAGGGAGCAGCAGGCGGCUCUCGAGCCAAGGGCCGCCGAGGAUGAAACAACAUUUGUACAAAAGAGAUAUAAUUUUCUUGUAUUUGGCGACCUCUGCUGCGUCGUACCUGACGGAACGCUGCGCUGGUUACUUCACGUAUCAGGCAGGGAUGGCUUUUUCUCUUUCCUUUGAUUUUGGAGGUUUCUACUGCAUCUUGGGAUGGACCAGGUGUUUAUGUUUUUUUUCUGAUGAUAUGGCUACGUCUUGCAUUUACCCCUCGGAACCUCAUCUCCUGUAUGCAAAGCCUUCGAGGUCUCGAGUUUGUAUUUCUUACCCUAUGCGAGGGGGCUUUCGAACCGAUGAAUAUGCUGAUUCUCGAAUGCGUACCCCCCGCCCGGUUUACUAGCCUUUCUUCGUUGAUGUUGUUAUUUGGGAAACCGGUCUUUUGGUCUUUGUUUUACCGCCUGUUUCAUUUUAUAUUUCCUUGCGUCUCAUAACGAACGAAAAAGAAACCAUGGCUCUUUAUAGACGAGUUUCACUCUUACUUGAAUUGAAUUUAACACACAUUGUGUUCUUUGCUCUGAACGACGGCCUUUUGGACAAUUUCUUGAUUUAUUAUAUCAUUACAUCGUUACCAAUUACAUCUAAUCACAUUCUUAUUUAGUCGCUGAUCAAGGGCCAAAUACCAAGGCGCGGACCUCAAUACUCUCGCGGCCUUCAGCAUCAGCAGGGCUGCGCGGGUCAACAAAGGCCGUGUGAGGAGCACGUCCACCAAUCUUGGAGCCUUCCUUGAGGGACUCGCUAUCGAAGCAUUCGAGGAACAGGCGCUCGCUGCCAGUCAUACCGCUAAUGUAGUGCCACCUCUGCGUGCUGUUGUGCUUGAUGCCAGCUGUCUCUCCAACGUAGCCUGUCUUCUGAUAGCGAUGCUCGAUGGGCACAACGUCCUGAUCCAGGAGGGAGGAAGUUGAAGCGAAGGAUAGCGGGUUGCUUUCAACCGGCUUCUUGUUCAGCGGACGCCAGACAUUGACAAUGCGGUAGCGCCCUUGGAGAAGCUUCUCAGCCUCAUCAGGGAAAUAACGCUGGACACGCUUCGCAACAGAUUUUGCCGUUUGGUCAAUAUGCACCUGGUUGACUGGCUGACGGGGAGCAUCAGGUCUAGAGCGGCGGAUAGUGUGGUCGAAGAUGUAGACACGGUUGGUGCCAGGGAUGUUGUCCAAGAGCAGCUUCUCUACCUCGGGGUAGUAGUUUGUCUUGAUGGACUCUUCGUCAACGAAUUCCUUUUCAACAGACUCUGGAACAUUAAGAAGCACCUGGAAUGCGUCCCUGUCGAGCGAAUACUCCGUCUCGUGGCCGCGGAUGUCGUGGAUGGUGGCGUUAUGUGAGACGCUGCCGUAGUUUCGCGGGGGCUGGCCAGGGUUUGGGUCGACAUUGUUGUAGGGCUUGGAGUUGUCCUCUGGGGGGCUGUAGAAAUUCAGAGUGGCUAUAACAUCACCACGAGGAGGGAGGACUGCGGCAGUCAUUGUUGCGCUGGUGAUGUAUUGGCUUUUGGUGGAAAGAUGGUGUAUACGUGGGUGGUGGCUGUAAAGGGCGGCGUUUGUGGAGGGUGUAAGCAGUUACCGAUAUAUUUGGGAGCAGGGCUGGGUAGUGUUGUUGAGAAUGAGAAUGAAGUCAAAAUAAAUGUAUUUAAACUUAUCUAUUACAUUGAUAGGUAAAACUGAGCAAGCUGUAGGCGGGAAACUUGAAGCUAUUUAUAUAGCCGAUACGGGAGGGGAACCGGCGGCGGGCGGAGGGAGAUUUGAAAUCAAGGACUACUGAAGCUGGUUGCGCCAUCGACAGGUUAAGUGGCCUAUGCGCCGUGGACUUGGCUAUUAUGACGCUAUCCCGUGAAUUAGAGUGCAGACUACGGCCUGAAAAUGGUGGGUGGGACGGAGAAUAGAGCACGGCAAGUUCGAUUUGUAAGGAGCUCGUGCAUUAGUAAAAGAUGCUGCAGCUACAAUCGCGG
[Torrubiella] hemipterigena is the source of this 3962-nucleotide messenger RNA. Lineage: Eukaryota; Fungi; Ascomycota; Sordariomycetes; Hypocreales; Clavicipitaceae. The record is from the annotation of a GenBank genome assembly.